GAAUGCAGCGCGUUCACGCAUCUUCAGCUAAGCUGCUAAGGAUAGAUGGAAGGCCGAAAGGGGCAAACUGCUGUAUGAUUCUAGUCGCGGACAGAUUUUGGUUCGUGUUUGGCUCGUGGGUGGUUAGAUUUCGCUGAAAGCAGUGGUAGUUGAUAAUGUUGACAAAGCGACACUGAACGCAAAAAAAUGACUAAAGCGACGGACUACGUUUCUUAUAAUAGAAGUGUUCUUCUUAAUGCAGAUAGUUCUGCUUGUAGUGUGAAGCCAGUUCUUACCAGUGUAGAUAUGCAUGUGUCGAGCAGGUGAAUCAGUCGUCUCGUGUAGAUGAAAAUCGGUCCUGGGCACGUCAACGCCAAAGGUGAGAAGGGAAAUGAAGGAGACACGAUAAUGUGAAGUGCUUCGUACACCUCUACUGGCCUGAACAACAAUAAACAUCGCGCUUGCAGCAAGGGGAAGAUUGUUUACAAACAGAGCAUCACCACGGUCAUGGAACGCCGGAGGCGCGCGGUGUGGACUCGCUCGUAGGAACAUCUGCUUGCUCAAGUACUUCUGUUUGCAUUUCGUUGCGCUCGUGCGGAGAACGAGUCUUUUUGCAAGUGUACAACAGUUGACAGGCAGCACGAUGCCUUUCUUUAUGACGACUACCGGUCGGAAGGUCGCGGCAGCAUUAGCUGGCAUCGGCGGUCUAACCACGUUUGUUGCAUCCUGGCUACCGCAAACAAUCUAUCUCGAUAAGUUAAAAAAUAUCGUGCAGUGCUACGAGCAUGGCCUACCGCUUAGAUUGAACGAAGAGCUAACAGCUAGAACGCAAAGUGUGUUAAAAGAUUUCACCUCGCUGAGCGAAGCAAAAAAAGCCAGUAUUCGAUUUUUCCUUGUGAACCGCAUAGAACCCUUUUACGCAGGAACACCGGAGUCAGGAUAUGGCGCAAUUAUCGGCCUGCCUUUCAACUUUAGGUAUAAAUCCGUUCAUGACAUAAAAGAAGCGGAUGUGCGACUACCCGGCGAACAAUCCAUUGACUGGACGACGGGCGCUGCACGUCUGUUUAAAGAACACCUUAUUUUAAGUGAUGAAGCUCAACGCUUCGCUAUUGCUCAGCAGAUCUAUCUCGCCAACACGAGCCAUGUGACGGUAAAUUCAAUCGCAGCUACUGGUGCCACCGUUAACGUAUACGUUCUCUCGAAGAUUCUCAACAGUCGAAUAGAAAGAAAAGUGCCUUUUAGUGCUCGAUGUGUCGUCUACGGUUUAGUGUGUUGUUUCUGCUUUAUGGGCUAUCUUGCUAUCACUGACAUGGCUAGGUACAAGCACGAAUGGGAUUCGCUUGCCUACGUGAUGAAGUUAGGUCCCAUGUACCGUCAGGGAGCUGUUGACUACUUUGAGAGAGCUUUAGUUUGUAACAAAGCACUUCGGAUUCUGGGUGGUAAGACAACCCAAAAAAUGUUUACUGUGAAGGGAAAUCUUAAUACGUGGAUACGCACGCCUCAUGUGCCAAUGACCGUUUGUAUGGAGCGAGUCAAGCGUAUAAAGAAGGAGAUGGAAGGGACCUGCGAGGUUUGCGAAGAGAUCAGUGGAGCGAAAGUUGCGAAAGCUGAUCCAGUAGCAGAUACGGGCAAAGUGUAAAAACACCCUUAGACUAUUAGAAAUGCUGCGAGUCAUUUUUUUCAGGUGUUCAGCGUAUUAUUGCAUGCUCGAAGAUGCGAGGCAACGUGAAUGAAAAUGAACGUGCUAGUUGAACACACGCCUAAUUAACUAAUACUGAUAUGAAGUAAUGGGACAUUUCUUACAGGUAAUAGUGUUAUAAAGAGGCUUGUUUAGCAUGAAGUGUGUUUAUGUACAAAUAUUCAAUUAUUAUUAUUCAUAUUAUUAUAAAGUGUAGAGUAUUAUUAAUAAACAUAAGUAUGCUUUACCCUUUUCCCUUAUUUUUAUUCAUUCCCCCCCGCGUCAUGCGU
Messenger RNA from Varroa destructor (honeybee mite), 1947 nucleotides. RefSeq names its product transmembrane protein 177. The record is from RefSeq and is a predicted model, not a curated record. Gene Ontology annotation, cellular component: membrane. Lineage: Eukaryota; Metazoa; Arthropoda; Arachnida; Mesostigmata; Varroidae.